Molecule: messenger RNA, 11512 nt
Organism: Vespula vulgaris
Lineage: Eukaryota; Metazoa; Arthropoda; Insecta; Hymenoptera; Vespidae
Product: pikachurin
Exons: 15
Coding region: 1439-4174 (911 amino acids)
Molecular function (GO): calcium ion binding
Source: RefSeq, a predicted model, not a curated record
GUCUUUCAGCGUCCCUCGGCGGCGCCACCGUCAACCAACCCCCGCAGUUCGAUUGGAAGCACCGGCCGGCGUCGGCGGAAGCCGCGUUGCUCUCUCACGUUACGAUCGUCGUUCAUUCGUGCUCUUUCUCUCUCUCUCUCUCUCUCUUUCUCUCAGCACACAUACUUAUAUAUAUAUAUAUAUCUACAGAGAGAUACACACACAAACACACACACACUGUUAUACACGGAUUCACUUUUACUCGCUACAUCUAUAUAUCUUUCUCUGUCUGUCUAUUUCUCUUUCUCUGUCUCUUUCUCCUCUCUUUCUCUCUCUUUCUCUCUCUCUAACUUAUAGCGUUCUUAUCGGAGUCACGAGAAAGUCUUCGCGUCGUACGUUUUCUAUCUGUUCGUCUGUCUGUCUGUCUGUCUGUCUGUCUGUCUGUCUGUCUGUCGGUCUGUCGGUCUGCCUCUCUGUCUGUCUGACCGUCUGUCUGACUCCGCUCUGUGAGCCCUUUACUCGCGUGAACGUUUAUUCUUCGCAUUUCAUGCGAACGCGCUGUUCGAAGCUGUGCGUCUCGGGUAAAAAGCAAGCACCCUAGAGAUAGUGCUCCAAGAGAAGUACGAAUAGGAAGUGAAAGAAUAAGAAGAAGAAGAAGUACAAGAAAAAGAAGAAGAAGAAGAAGAAGAAGAAGAAGAAGAAGAAGAAGAGUUCAACGCGCAUGUGUUUAAAGAGUUUCGAUCGACGUUACACGGUUUCCCUUCGAGACACUCGACCCUAGUGACUGAAAGCAACGAAAGAGAUAAAGAGAAAGAGAGAGAGAGAGAGAGAGGGUGAGAAAGAGAAGAAAAACAAGGAAGGAAAGAAGAAAGAAGGAGAAAAAAAAAGGAAGAAAUAAAUAAGGAAGACAGGAAGGAAGGAAGGAAGGAAGGAAGGAAGGUGUCCUAUCAACUGACACGUGUGCUGUGUGUUUGUAUAUACGUGUUUUUUUUUAUAUCUCUGUGUGUGUUUUCAAACUCUCUCUCUCUCUCUUUCUCUAUCCAUCUAUCUAUCUAUCUAUCUGUGUUUUCCUGGACGUCCAUUUUAAACUGAAGAGGAAGAAGAAGAAGAAGAAGAAGAAGGAGAAGAAGAAGAAGGAGAAGGAGAUCGGACAAGAGUCACGGUUACGAAGGUGCAAAAGAGAAGGAAGAGAAGAAAGAAGAAAAAAAACGAAGGGUGGCGAAGUGAGAGAGAAAGAGAGAGAGAGAGAGAGAGAGAGAGAAAGAGCGUGAGCAAGCGAGCGAGGAGAAGAGAGGAGAGGAGAGGAGAGAAAGGAAAAAAGUUUUCUGAAGCGUUCGCGAACGCCUCUUCUUUUCAGUGUGUUUAAAACCGUCUCGACGAGCUUACGGUGGAAUAAAAAGAGAGCGAAGGAACGAUCGAUCCAAAGAAAGAAAGGGCCGUGCAUGUUUAGCUGUGGACUAUGGCAAGGAUCCGUAGUCACCAGACUAUCAUGAUUCUCGGUUAUCUCGCGAUCGGCAUAGUGCUCGCGCAGAAUCCUGUCGACGAGAAGACGACCUUCGAGGCUGCUUUUCAAGGAAGAUGCGGGCGUAGAUCUCCCUGCGAGCAUCUUUGCUACGAACUUCACGACGGGAUGUAUGAAUGUGACUGCAGGGACGGCUACAUACUUCAUAAGAAUGGAUAUAGUUGUGCCGAACUCAAUGCGACGUCACCGUCUACCAGCGAAUUCGGAGAACUCGUCGACGAUAUGGAGAGAGACGAAUUGAACUUAGAAACGGACGAGGACGAAGAUGCGGUCGAAGAUAUUCUUUAUAUGCGUGGUGCAUCGUUCACGAUACAUCUGGAUCAACCGAACGAGAACUCGACGACAAAUGGAACAAAAGUGAACGGGCAAUUCAAUGGGACGUCCAAUACGCCGGACUUUGGUCUUCCUACCGUUUCUCUUCAGAUACCAAGCACGACGCGAAAGUCAUCAACGAAAUCGUGGUCAACGAGCGAGCUAGGUAGUAGUACUAUAGCAAGUACCGAAGCAACCUGUACCUUGGAUUGUGGACCCGGUAAUUGUUUCGUUGAGCCGUCCCUCGAUGAAGACAUUCGGGUGGUAUUAGUUGCCGAGAGAAAUGGAAGCAACGAGGAUGGAUCGAUGACUAUGGAUCUCGAGGGCAACAGCGUAGCUCUUAGACAGCAGAAGGAAGGCAACUCCUUCAGGCAGAGGUGUCAAUGCCCUCUUGGUAGAGGCGGCGAUCGAUGUCAGCUUGAAAUCGAAGUGAGAUCACCGAGGUUUACGGGAUCAGGUUGGUUGGCAUUUCCAGCGCUAAGGGCGGCUUACAAGCACGUACAAUUAGAGUUAGAAUUUCGGCCGGAAGCAUGGGACGGUGUAUUGCUUCUUGCUGGCGAACGAGACGAUCUCCAAGGUGAUUUUAUGGCCCUUAUAUUGCAUCACGGUUUUAUCGAGUUCAGGUUCGAUUGCGGAAGUGGCGCGGGUACCGUGAGAAGCACGCAAACGGUGAAGCUCAACGAGUGGAACACUUUGAGCGUCUAUCGGCAUCGUUGGGACGCCUGGAUACAGCUGAAUCAGGAAAAGCGUGUGCAAGGAAGAUCGGAGGGCUUAUUUUCGAGGAUUACCUUCCGCGAGCCCCUCUUCGUUGGUGGACCGGGAAAUACGAGCGGCCUCGAGAGGCUCCCAGUGAGAACUGGAUUCAAGGGUUGCAUCCGACAUUUGGAGGCGAACGAGCACCGUUACCGUUUCCCCUUGGCACCCCAGGGUGACGCAGCCAAUGGUUUCGACGUUGAGGAAUGCACGGCAGAUAGGUGCAGCAAAGUGCCAUGCGCUCAUGGUGGAAAAUGUCUGACAACCGGGGGUGACACUGCAGUGUGUCUCUGUCCUCUUGGAUACACCGGUGAUCUCUGUGAGACUAGAGUAGACCUUCAGGUACCAUCGUUUAAUGGGUCAUCCUAUUUACGUUAUCCAGGACUAGGUGAUACUUCACUCUCCUGGUUAGAAUUAUCUGUGACCUUAAAGCCUACGGCUUCCGACGGUGUAAUCAUUUACAAUGGGCAUCACAGCGAUGCUUCCGGUGAUUUUAUCGCACUUUAUCUUUCUUCGGGAUACGUACAUUUCACCUUCGAUUUAGGAACUGGAGCAGCUACCCUAAGAAGCGACAGCCCAGUUCAUUUAGGGGAAUGGUUAGAAAUCAAAGUGUCGAGGACUGGUCGUUUGGCGUCCCUCAAAGUCGAGGACGAUCCGCUACGAGAGAUUUUGGCACCAGGCGCAUACACGCAAUUAUUUUUACCAUUGAAUCUGUAUCUCGGUGGUGCACCAUCACCCGAUCUCUAUUCGCUCAAACUUAAAACAACGAGCAGCUUCGUCGGUUGCAUUCAAAGCGUCAUUCUUAAUCGGCGCGAGAUCGGUAUCUUGGCUGAGGCCUUGGGUGGUAUGAACGUUGGAAAUUGUGGUCACGCCUGCGAGGCCAGGCCUUGCGGAGACGCUGAAUGUCGACCUCUGCGAGAUCGAUUCACCUGUCGAUGCCAUGCCGGUGUACCCCAUCCAUGCCCAGCUUUGGAUGAUUAUACGUUGUUAACGUCGGUGCGUGGUAAUAACGUCAACGUACCACCACCGACGAUAUUUAAAAAUUCUGUGCCUAGUUUUACUGGAAGCGAAAGUUAUCUUCAUUAUAAUGACGCUGACACUAUGAAGAGGAUAAUAAGCUACAGAGUGGAUAUCAAUAUGAGAUUCCGAGCGAGUAGUAGCAGUGGGUUGUUACUUUGGAGCGGUCGACAUUCGGAGCCUCAGGAACAGAAGGACAAAAACGACGAUUUCCUUGCUCUUGGUUUGAAUCAGGGUUAUUUGACAUUGGCGUAUAACCUUGGCUCGGGCGAAGCUAUCUUGAGAUACAAUCUUACGAGGUUGGACGACGAUUUGUGGCAUCGUGUUAGAGCAGUCAGAAACGAGCAAUGGGCGUCGCUCGUAGUGGACAGUGGUACAGGCGUAUCGGCAUCGUCGCCAGGUCAAUUGAGACAAUUAAACACGGACACAGGAUUAUACGUAGGUGGUGCGCCAGAUAUCGUAAAGACAACAGGUGGAAGAUACACGAAGGGAAUCGUAGGAUGCAUCAGCGAUCUGAUAUUAGACUCGGAUUUGUCGGUACCAUUGUCGUCACCGGGACAAGCGACCAAUACGCAUUCGUGCAUUCCUUGAAAGAGAACCAUGCCGUUCACCUUCGAAAUGGUAGGGCCUUUCGUAGACUAUAUUUAGGAUAUGAAAAGAAUUUAUUACCAAAACAUACUUGACUCGACUUGACUCGACUUGAGUUAACUCGACUUGACUUGACUUGACUUGAAUUGACUUGACAUGACGACGACAAGGAGUCAAGGUCAAAGUAUUACGACCAUAACGGAGCUCUCUCUUUCUGUCUCUCUUUCUCUCUCUCUUUCUCUCUCUCUCUUUCUCUUUCUCUGUCUAUCUCUGUUUUCCUCAUUUUUAUAAUUCUUUAUCGCACGUAGAGAGCUUCUGAUCUGAAAUAUCUAUCCAGCUAGAAUUAUAUGCAAAAAAGUAUAAUAUGUUUGACGCGUCGAUAUUAAAUAAAAAAAAAAGAAAUAAAAAAAUAAAAAAAAAUAUAUUAUAUAUGUAUAUAUAUAUAUAUAUGGUCGUAAUACUUUGACACCCGUCGAUCGUCUAGCUAUUUAUUUAUUUUUUUAUAUUCUCCGUGAUGACUUCCUAUUGGUCCGGUUUUAAAAAACCAUAGUUACCAAAACGUCAAAUCCACGGAGCUAUUAUUUUCUUGUUUUCUUUUCUGUCAUAUCUCGUUUCUCCUUUCAUUAUCUUUCUUUUUUAUUUCUUUAUUUUCGUUUUCGAUUUUUGUUCUCUUUCUUUUUUCGUUCCUUGCUUUCUCCCUUUGACGUAAUACUCCUUCGAGAAUGAUCGCGUUGAUAAUACGAGCAGCAAGUUUGUUAGAUAAGGAUCGUGAACGUUUCGUAACGGUAAAAGGACACGAACAUUCGAACUACACUUCAAACUACAACUUUCUGGUACACGAGGCGCAAGGGUUCGUGGGCCUAAUAAAAAAAAAAAAAAAAAAGAUAGAAAGAAAAAAGAAAAAAAAAAGGAAAAAAAGGAAGAAUAAAUAAAAAAUAAAUAGAAGAAAAAAAGGAAAAAGAAUAUAAGCAAGGAAAAGAGGAAAAUUGGAAGAGGAAUAAUGAAAUAAUACGGUGUAGGCAGGACAGAGAAAUCCCUCCAAUGUCAAUUUUUAUUAAACGCCCUCGUACACCGGUAAAGGUAAAGGAUACUUCGAUGAAGAUGAAGAAUAAACGAAGGAAGAGGAUGAAUGAGAACGAACGAGAAAAGUAAAGUCAAGAAAAAUAAUUAAAUAGAACAAGGAAGAAUAAAAAAUACUCGCGUCGUUUCAGGGUCAUCGAAUACAUACAUAUAUAAAUACAUAUAAUACAUAGAAAUAUAUGUAUAAUAUAUGUUUGUGUGUGUGUGUGUUUAUGUGUGUGUGUGUGUGUGUACCUGUAUUUGACAGAAUAGAAUUUUUCUUGGCACGUACAUACACAUACUUACGUAUAUACAUAGGUACGUACGUAUUGCCAGUUAUAUUCCACACACACCAACGACGAUGAUAACGAUUACGAUUACGAUAACGACGACUACGAUUAUGAUUAUGAUUAUGAUUAUGAUUAGGGCGACUAUGACGACGACGAUGAUCUUUUUAUCGACGUAGAAUUUUUACGACACAAAUUUUCAUACCGAUUAAGAAGGGUAUACACCUACAUAAACGCGUUCAUAGUUCUUCGUACAUAAAUGAAUAAAUAGAUGCAUACAUACAUACAUACAUAAAUACAUACAUACAUACAUACAUACAUACAUACAUAGAUACAUACGUACGUACGUACGUACAAGUACAAUUUUUUCGGUUUUAUAACGUUUAAUGAAGCGUGUCAUUGCGAUCGCUCUAAUCGCCGUUUAACGAAGAAAAGUAAAAGAAAAUAAUAUAAAGAAAAGAAAAACAAGGAAAGAAACAACAAAGAUCCUGAUCCGUGUAGGAGAAAAUAUAUAUUACUAUAUACAUACACGAUGGACCAAAAAAUAUUCGAUCAUCCCAGCAUCGGAAUGAUAGAUGGAAUAAAGAUCGGUGAUUACGUUUACGAGAAAGAGAAGGGGAUAGUUCGUUGUCGAUACUAUUAUAGAAAGAAAAGAGAGAGACAUAAAAAGAAAAAAAAAAAAGAAAAAAGAGAAAAAAAAUAAAUAAAUCGCGUCCGCGAAAUAAACGUGUUCUCAAAGGAAUUCAAUUUUUUCUAUUUUUUUUUUUAUAUUCAUUUCUUUAUUUAUAAUCGUUAAUCGAAAAGAUAAAAACGAAUUCCCUCGCAGAAAUAAAUAGAUAAGUAAGCUUUCAACGUUUCUGAUGACAUUUUUUUGCAAUUCUCUUUUUUUUUUUUUAAGCUACUCCGCAGAACGUACUACUUCUUUAUUUUUACUUUCUUUUUUGUUCUAUUAUUUUUUUUGCUUCUCAAUAGUACGUACAAACGCGCGCAUCAUUCAUAACAUCGAUUGUAACGUAUCGCGAUAUACGUAUAUACAUAAUAAAUAAUUAAACGAAAUAAAAAAUGCGUGUGUAAUAAAAAUGGAAACGUAUUCUCUCUCUCUCUCUCUCUCUCUCUCUCUCUCUCUCUCUCUCUCUCUCUCUCUCUCUCUCUCUGUCUCUCUCUGUCUCUCUCUCUCUCUCUCUCUUCUAUCUAUCUAUCUAUCUAUCUAUCUAUCUAUCUUUCUUUCUCUGUUAGUGAGAGAGUAUAAGAAAUAAAAAUAAAAAAAGAAUAAAAAAAAAGAAAAAGAAAGAAAGGAAGGAAAGAAGGAAGGAAGAAAGAAAAGAAUAAACGAAAUGAAACGUAAAACGAAAUUAGUUUCGUUCGUAUCCUCCGAUCAAUUCGUGUACUCGAAAGUUUUCUAGAUCGAAUCGCUGUUGCUCAUAAUGAUUUGAACGAAAAUGAUGAUGACGAUUAGAGAACUGAUCCUAGAUUUAUUUAUUCGUAGACUUACUAGGUGUAUAUAUAUAUAUAUAUAUAUAUAUAUAUAUAUAUAUAUAUACAUACAUAUAUGUAUAUAUACAUGUCUCAUAUCAACGAAUGGAACAAUGACGAUGGACAAGGAUUUUAAAUAAACACCGACGCAUAUGUAUGUUGUAUAGUUAUAUAUCACACACGUACAUAUAUGUACGAUCCAUUGAGCUGACUUAGAAUUAAGUCAGUUCUUAUUCGAACAGCAGGAAACUUAAUAAAAGCAAUCGGCUGGUAUGUCAAUUUUUGUACGAUUUAAUGUUGAUUUCUGUUAACUAUACGUAUUCGAUAUAGUAUAUCAAAAAGUAGAAUCAUAUAGUAUAAUUAACGUAGAGAAAUUAAUGGGAAAAUUAUCGAAAAAAAAGAAAAAAAAAUAAUAAAUAUUAUUUAUAUAUACAUACACAUAUAUAUAUAUAUAUAUACAAAUAUAUAUGUAUGUAUAUAUACGUACAUACACACAUGCACACAUACACGCGUACACAGACACACAAAUACACGCACAUAUAUAUAUACGAAUAAAAUACGUGAGAAUCGAUCGUACGAGUAAAAACUCGCGACUACAUUAGUCGUACUCCUGCAUACAUAUGCAUACGUUUAAAUUGUAAUGGAGUAAAUAAAAAAGAGGAAAAAGGAAAAAUAAGAAAAAAGGAUGAUUACGUCGUAAAUGUUACAAACGCAUUUUUUUUUGCACGCACGCAUGCACGCAUACGUACACACGCGCGCGCGCGCCCGAGAGAAAGUAAAUAUACAUACAUACAUACCAUAAGUAUUCGCCUUCGUCGUUUCUUACAUGAUUUACGCAUUUUUCGCGUUAUUUUGAUAUAAACAAAAUUGAGGGCGAAUAAGGGGAAGGGAGUUGGAUUAAGGUAGGGAGGAAGGGAGAAUUUGUUACGAUCGAUCCGAACACACAAUUUUGAUCGUGAAGUCGAACGUCCUAUAGCGCUUUUCUUCGUUUGCCUCUCACGUCUCUACCAUACUUAUAUACAUAAUAUAUAUGUAAAAAAAAAGAAGAAAAAUGGAAGGAAAAAGAAAAAAAAAGGUUCACCUUUAUAUUCAUACUGAAAAAAAUGUGGUUCCUAGAAUAUCAUAAUAUUAACUAUAUAGUAAUAUUACUAUGUGAACACACUUUGUUAUGUUGGCGAUUGACGAUCGAAAAUUACAUACGUACAUACAUAUUGGUUGAACACGUGUAUUCGAACUUGGAUCUCUUCGAGAGAAUCGCAGGAUCAAAAAUAAAAAUAAUAUAUAUAUUUAUAUGUAUAUAUAUAUGUGUAUGUGUAUGUGUAUAUAUAUACAUAUACAUAUAUUUAAGCAUUUUAUAUAUGGCUAAAAUCUGUCCGCCUGUUAUUGUCGUUAAAAACGUGCACAUAACGAAAAAUCGCUUAUCUCUCAUUAUUAUAUAUAUAUAUAUGUAUGUAUGAUAUGUAUAUAUAUACACAUCACGACGUAUAAAGGAUAUUAAUAAUCCUUGUAAUAAGCUCGCACAGAAAAAGAGUAAAAAAAAGGACAAAUUUACGUACGUACGUACGAGAGAGAAGCGAUUGUUAAAAUACUUUAGAUUAAGUCGCAUUCGGAUUUAAUUAUUAUUAUAGUUUAUCCGAUAAACAUAUAGUAUGUGUAUGUGUAUAUAUUUUAUUAGUUUACAAGGAUUUACAGAAUUUCAUCGAACGUUCUAAUUUAUAUGCAAAAACGAAAAUGGUAUGUUGCGACGCCUGAAAAUAGGCAAUCGAAAAACACAACUCACUCUACUAGUUUCAGUCGAUGUUGCAGAUUUGCCCCUGGGUAUAGUCAACCCUCGUACGCGCGUGUACGCAAACAAACUCCGUGCCAGUUUGUUAGUUCGAAAUCAACGCCGCGUAGAACGAUCAAACAUAGCGAGGUAACUUUGUAAAUUUGGUGAAACAUUUUUAUGCGACAAUACGUUUUAACGAAACUAAACAAAUUCAGAAAAUGUUUCUUCUUUUCUUUUUUUCUUUUUGCUUUUCUUUUUCUCGCUUUUCCUUUUUUUUUUUAUUUUCUUCUUUUUUUUGUAUAACUAUGUACAAGAUUAUUAGGGAAACUUGUUGAUUCAUCUAAUUUCAAUGGUAAAUCUUUUUUACGUACAAUCAGUUUCGUUUAAAUACUCUCGAUGCAGAAUCAAAAAUGAAGAGAAUUAAUGAAGAAAAUAAAUAAAUAAAUAAAUAAAUAAAUAAAAGGAGAGAGUUAAAGUGCUCGUUUGUUAACGCUCGUAAAAUUUACUUCUAGUCAUUUAAAGGAUGGAUAUAAAAACUAAGAAGUACGUGCAAAUGCUUUUCAUUGCAACUCCUUCUCUAGUCAUAUUAUAUAUCUGCAAUAUUAAUUGCUUAUGUAAUGAUAUAUUUAUAUGUAAACGUGCGUAUAUAUGUGUCGGUGAUGAUGACCAUUGAUCGAGAAAGAAAAGAAAGAAAGAAAGAAAAAAGAAAAGAGAAAAUACACACGUAUAUAAAGCUUACAUUCGAUCUUCGAUUUUAUGUUCUUUGUUUUUCACACUUUAAUGUUUUUAAUAAUUUUAAAUGAAAAUUUACCUAGAAAAUUAUUUUUAUAAAUUAUUAACAAAUUUCUUAUCGGGAGAGAAAAAAAAAAGAAGAAAAGAAUAGAUAAAAAACAGAAGAAUAAAAAUCACAUCUUCGUAAUCACCCCGACACAUAUUAUAAUAAUCUAUUAUAACGAUCGUGGAUAUAUAUAUAUAUAUAUAUGUAAACGAUUCGUUUGAAAAGCUUCGUCAUUUAAUUGAUAAAAAUUUUCUAUUGUGUCCCCUCUUUAUAAUCACACCGACCAAACCGAUAAAAACCGGCCUCUCAACAGAAAUUGACCUUGCUCAAAGCUUUUAUUAAACUAUCGAGAGCACUUCGUUGUGGGCCGCCUAUCGAAAUUAGAAUAGCAAAAGGAUUGGAUGCUUACCGAUUAAACCUCGACAAGCACAACCCGCUCUGCACUGGUGUCCUUUAUUACUAGCGGAAACUUCUUAAUCGAAACACUUAUUAUACAGGGUAACCUACUUUGAUCUCUCUGUCGAACAUUUCUCUGUGCUGUUAAGUCAAUGAAAAAUAAUGGAAAGGUACUUGAGAUUUUGAGGACUUAGCAAUAUAAUAUAGAAAAUGAUUAUACAUUAUAUUAUAUACGUAAGUCUAUAAAUGACUCGUCCCCACGUAUUUUUUCUUUUUUUUUUUUAUUAUUAAUAAUCUCUUAAUUAACGUUAGAAUUAAUUAAUUAAUUAAUUAACGGGAACUAUUAUCAUCUUGUCGACUUAUCCCUUUUUUGGCAUUAUGAUUUUUUACGUGUCGUUGAAUCUUUUUUUUUUGUUAAUUAUCUAACUCAUAUAUAUAUAUAUAUAUAUAUAUAUAUAUAUAUAUAUAUGAGAGUGUGUGUGUGUAUGUAAUGAUCACGUGCCUCAAAAUUCGAUUUUAAUUAUUCCAAUAAUUAUUGUACCAAAAUUAUGACCUUGUAUUAUGAAAAACAAUUUCUUAUUCACGUCUAUUUAAAAAUUUACUAUCGCGCUUUGUGAAAUCCUUUUUAUACCUUCGUACAAAAGAACCCUCCGAUUUUUUAAGCUACAUACAUACUUGAUGUAUCGCACGUUGAGAAUGACGCGGAAUUGGCUAAAGAGAUGAAAACAAAGGAAAAAGAAAAUUUUUUAAAUAAAGGAGGAAAAAGAAAAAGAAAGAAAAACAAUAGUUUAUAGAAAUUAAUUUACCGUUAGUAUGUUAAUUUAUAAGUUGAAUUUUUUAUGAGACAUGGACGAAAGUAUAUAUUUAAACGCCGAAUAUUCAAGUGCUUGUUAGCUCGAAAUAUUACGAAAAAAAAGGAAAAGAGAGAGAGGAAAAAAAAUAAGCGCGAAGUGUUGUUUAAGUAUUUCGUAUUUGCCACCCUUAUUAUUCUUCUUUUUUUUUUCUUUCUUUCUACCUACAUAUAGGGUGUUCUAAAAAGAAAAGUUUUGACCCAUAUUUCAGGAGAAAUGUCGAGAGGAUUCAAUGGAACAACGUUUUUUACCUUCAUAAAUUUCCAAGUUUUUAAAAUUGAACGAUUAAAAAAGAAGAAAAAGAAACUAAAUCGGGUUAGAUUAAAUAGAUUGUUUCACGUCGUUUGUGUUGUAAUAAAUAGAUGGAGGAUCGACUCGAAGACCUUGUAGCACAGUUAAACCAUCACUAUGAUCGCGGUCAUUGGUUCCUAUUGAAAAAUUGUUUUACGAGAUCUCCACGAUACACUCCUGAAGUAUCGGUUUAAACCUUUUGGGUCAAACUCAGUGUAGUAACGACAAAGAAAAUAAAACGGAGACGUCCGAGUGAGCACACGUGACCUCUUUUCUAUGUUUUUCUCUUUUCUUUUUUUUUUUUUUAAAUCGAAUAGAAAAAACAGAAAGAAAAAAGAAAAGAUUAUUAAUGGACGUUGACGAUUGACAAGCAACAAGAAACAAAAUAAAUAAAUAAAUCAAUCAAUAAAAAUAAAAUUAAUGAUAAUAAAAAAAAAA